CCCUGCGAGAGGGCUGGAUUUAAUUUGUUUACUGCAUUUAUUUGGUGACCAGCAACGUGAUUGGCCAAUGAAGCACCUCCUGGAGGAUCCCCUGGUCCUGGCCGACCUGCAGGCGCUGCCGGAAAAGUCCGGCAUUGUGGAGGAACGACGGCAGGCUGCCAAGAAUCCGGCCGAGAACUGCGCGCCCCCCGAUGAAGUGACCGAUUCUGGGGAGGAUGUGCAGCGAGAGCAGGACACUCUCUGCCGCUUGGCCUGCAGCCUGCACAAGCUGUCCAAGGAGGAUCACAUAGUCAUCGAUCGAAAGCGCAAUCAGGUGAUUCGCACGGAUGCCAGGACCCAGCAGAUGACCAUUUAUCGCUGCCCGGAUCCCGGUGGCAUGGGCAUUCGUCCGCCGGUGGCGAGAAAUGCCCAAAAUCCGCCGCCCAAAGUGGGCAGACCCCUGAAAAGGGUCAGCGCCAUGGUGUCCGCUGCUCCGGCGGCCAAGAAGCAGCCGCCGGCGGAGGAAGAGCCCGCUCCCGACACGCACCGCACGCGCUCCGGUCGCCAGGUGCGCAGCUCCAUGCCGCGGCCCGCUCCCGUAGUCAAUGCACCCGCCGCGGAGCCCACUUCCGCUCAGAUGCUGGAGAUGCUGGUGGCCGAUUUGCGGGACAAGGACUACCGGGCACCCAAGCCGGAGCCGGAGACCAAGAGUGAACCCUGCACAACGAACCCUGCACCUCGGGCCGUGCCCAAGAAUGCCGUUUGCCCCGGCUGUGGAAAGAUCUUCCUGGGCCGCCGACUGCAGCGUCACUUUGUCAAGUUCCCGGAGCACAUGCCACGUCCUGGUGCUACAGCACCGCCGCCUCCUUCCGCCACGCCCUCGCUAUUUGGCCUCCUGACGGCCCAACUGCAGCGGCACUCGCAUCUCAGCGAGGAGCAGCGCUCCGAUCUCUUCCUCAACGAACUCAACGACUUUGUGGAGCAGCUGCAGCUGCGCAGCCAGCGGCUCAUCCGGAAUACCUCGGGAUUGCAUUUCGUAAAUGCCCGGAUUGCACGCGUUCUGGGCAUUCCCGAGGGUCAGUACGCGCUGGACAUGUCUGCGAUGGAAUCGCCGCAGGCUCCCAUGCCCGAGAUGGAUGGCGCCGGCGGAGGAGCCCGCAAUCUGGUGGUCUACGCCGAGCUGAGCAUGUCGCUGGACGAUCCGCUCACGGACGAGGCUGCCCAGCGUCUCAAUCUGUCCGCGGGCGGGCAACUGCAUCCGCCGUCGGAGGAGAGCCUGCUAAGGAAUGUCAGCGAUCUCAUGCAGCCGCCGGUGGCAGCUGCUCCAACGACCGUAAAUCAUGGCUACGAUCAUGCCAGCGACAAUGCCGUGGAGGCCCUGACCAUGAAGGAGACGCCCAAUGCGGAGGCCAUUCUCGAUCUCAACGUGGACUUCUUCCAGUUCAAUCCUAAUUAGAUGCGACACGUAGUUUCUGAAUUAAGAACUUUUAAACCACUUUUUUUUAAAUCUGUAUUAUUAGUUCCUGGAAAAAUAAUCAUUAUGAAAUUUAAGAUUUUUUUCUAAAUUAGAAAAACUUGAAAAUGAAUCAUUAUAUUUGAAAUCUGCAUUCUAUUUGUUUUCCUGAAUUAACUGAAUUAAAGAAAAUGCAAAUGUAAAUAUAUACGUAAGAAAGGAAUUAUUUUAUUUUUAAGUUUUUUAAAGAUUAAUAUUCAAAAGAAAAUGAUUGUGAAAUGGUAAUUCAUUUGUUUUGAAUGCAUGAAUCAAGUUGAAGAUGUUUUAUGUAAAUACAUAAACAAUAUAGUUUUAUAUUUUGUAUUUUAUGAUACCUAAUUCACUAUCGUUCUAUAAUAAGGUGCCUCGCCAUAGAAUUAUUUUGUAUAUAUAUGUACUAUGAAGGAAAAUCAAAAUAUCCACCAUUAGUAUGUUAGUGUUAAUGGCUGAGAGGGGCAAGAAUGCCCCUGCCUGAUUGAUAUUAUUUAUGAAGUACUUAACUGGCUCACGAAAGAUGCCCAUUAAAUGAAUUUUGCCACAC
Molecule: messenger RNA, 2012 nt
Organism: Drosophila takahashii
Lineage: Eukaryota; Metazoa; Arthropoda; Insecta; Diptera; Drosophilidae
Source: RefSeq, a predicted model, not a curated record